AUGAGCGGCUCACCAGACGUCGAAUCUGGAUCUGUUACACCCGAGUUAGUGCCCCAACCAGAAAAGAAGGUCGAGCUGGAUGUGGGCGGCGAAGAAGAACCCGGGGAAGAAGUUGCAGGGGACGACGGAGGGCCGAGCGUCGGAGUGGCGGGGAGCACCGUCGACAAGAUCCAGUUCCGGAAAGCCAUGGACUCCAUCAUGGUGGCCAGGACGGGGCGAGGACCGGCAGCCGUGAAGGCAGGCCAAGAUGCGGCCGAGGCCCAGAAGAAGAUGCUCAUCACCGCAGUCGUCAUCGUGGGAAUCCUUAUACUUAUACUGGCUCUCGGCGCCUUCGUAAUAAUCAAGAUUGCCGGAGAUGCUGAGACCACUACUCAAGAGGUGGGACGGAGAAGGAGGAGUCUUCUCAAAGCCCUCGGGAAAGACGAGAACUUCGACAUAUUCCGCGGCGACUACUUGGAUGACCGGUCGAGUGAACAAAUCAGUGCUGCCGGCGUCGACUCUCAGUUGCCCGCGAUGGACAUCUUCCGACGGAAGUGA
This is a messenger RNA of Ixodes scapularis (black-legged tick), 537 nucleotides long. RefSeq lists its product as uncharacterized. The transcript has 5 exons. NCBI's taxonomy places the organism in Eukaryota, Metazoa, Arthropoda, Arachnida, Ixodida, Ixodidae. The record is from RefSeq and is a predicted model, not a curated record. The coding region runs from base 1 to 537 and encodes 178 amino acids.